AUGGGUACUGGGAGACGACUAUAUCGUGCUUGUGAACGCUGCCGAAGCAGAAAGACGAGAUGUGAUUUAAGCGGCGUGGGGGAGGCUGGCAAGCCGCCAUGCCUUGAAUGCUAUCGCACCGGGCAGAAAUGCGUCUUGGCCCCUUCAAGACGAGGCGGUGACUACAGCCGCUUCAGGGUUCGUCGUAAACCGAGCGCGAUAGGUCAAGAGUCAUUGGACUCAGCUAAGCCCGACAGCAGAGUAGGAGAUUCUGCUUGGUCGUAUCCAGACCAGCCCAUUGUGAUCCGGAGAGCGUUUUCUGAAGAUCUGGACGAAGAGCCAAUCUGUGCGGAGCUCCGCAACCCCUCGGAUGCCCUUCACAUCCUGGAGAGGGCCGGCUCGCAGAAGGGGAAAGAACACAACGACAAGGAUGAAGCAACUAGAAAACAUGCAGGCUGUUUUGAUAUCUUUACUCCAAGUCCGCCACCAAAUGAUGGCGCAAGGGAAUGUUCGACUCAUACAUCUACACCGAGUGCGACCAAAAUCUCACCUCACAAGCUGAUUGAGAGCGGACUUUUGUCCCCUGCCUCGAUCCAAGACCUGGUUCAUAUAUACGCCACAAAAUAUCAUCCUUUCUUUCCCAUCGUCCCAUCACAUAUCCUAAUGACGCCCAACAUUGACAAGAUUGCUGCAGAAGAGCCAUUUCUCCUGACUGCUAUGCUCACAGUUGCGUCGAGGCAUGAAACUCCGUGGAUGCAUGUUCACAAGUAUUGUUGGGACUACAUGAAGGAAUUGCUUCUUGAGGUCAUGUUAGCCUUGCCGUGGACUCACCGCGUUGGGUCAGUGGAAGGUCUGCUGCUCCUGUCUGACUGGCUGCCUGAUAGUGCAUUCCAUAGCCAGCCAACUUCAGGUUCAUCAAGUGGAAUCUUCGCAGAGGACGGAACUGCCUGGUCUCUUGUGGGCCAAGCUGUUCGACAUGCCUACCUUCUUCGACUUGACCAAACGUCGUUUCGAGAUAACCUCGUUGAUGAAUGUGGGGAGGAGCUAGAGCGGAAACGUAUUGCAUGGACAUCUGUGUAUCUUGCCGACCGGCAAAUCUCUGUUCGCAUGGGCCAGUCAUUUUGGUCAAGAGGACCAUCAUUGUCAACGAGACUCACAGCGAACGACUUCCCCAGCCUCCAGGCUCGUCCAAACCAAGAAGAUUAUGCGUCAAUCUUUCAGGCAACCAUCGAGCUCACACAACUCCUCCACAACUCCCACGAUAUACUUUACUCUUCUCGUGCUAGGACGCUGGGUAUGAGCCUCGCUGGAGACUACAGCCGAUAUCUUGACGACCUGUUGAAGGCUCUUCUGAUGUGGCAGGCCGCAUGGUCUGAUUUAAACGUCAGCUCCAGGCUCAAAUGCACGCUUUCCAUCAUGUACGAGUAUCUGUGUCUUUAUAUCACUGCCUUCUCGUUUCAAGCAGUCAUUACUAGGACCGCCGCCUCACGGAGGACCUCGAAGAAGGGACAACAGCCAAUGAAAUCCAGGAGAUCGUUCCUCUUUCCUCGUGGCGUCUCGGCGUCUCCAGAUGGGCGUUACGUAUUUGAAGCUGUUCGAGCGUCGAAAAUGGUGCUGAGGCUUGUGGGUGACUUGAGCCCCACAAUGACUUUACGCUAUAUGCCAACACGAUACUACCUAUACGGUAUCUACUCUGCUGUUUUCUUAUAUAAAGCGGAAAUGUACGGCGCGUUGGUUGCUGGAGUCGAACAACGCGAAGUACGGAGUCUGAUAAGACGCUUCAUCAGCACUAUCCAGCAAGCGGCAACAAGUCAACAACAUGUCGGAUGCCGCUAUGGUAGGCUAUUACAGAUUCUUUGGUUUGGAAAGAAAAGCGCCACUUCCGAAGAUUGCUCAUCUACGGAGCAGGCACCGGAAUUUUGCCCACCACAUGAGCAACUGCCCGACGACCUUAACCAACGAUGCAUAUCUGAUGCAUUGGCCCACGAACAGGCUCUCGCCGGAGCGAAUCUCCAGAGCAACCAGAUCUUUCGCUGCACAAGCACUGAGCCCAAGAAGAGAUUAUUUUCGCAGAAUUCUUUAGUGAGCUCUCUUACGCCGAGCCCAGAAAGCUACACCACGUUAUUCCAGGACGACUUCAACCCGGACAUCUUUAACAUUGGAGCGGUGGACUUUAGCAACACCUUCCUAGAUCCACUUUUUAGCCUAGAGUAG
Messenger RNA from Exophiala spinifera, 2193 nucleotides. RefSeq lists its product as uncharacterized. Gene Ontology annotation, biological process: DNA-templated transcription; regulation of DNA-templated transcription. NCBI's taxonomy places the organism in Eukaryota, Fungi, Ascomycota, Eurotiomycetes, Chaetothyriales, Herpotrichiellaceae. Bases 1 to 2193 code for a protein of 730 amino acids. Gene Ontology annotation, molecular function: DNA binding; DNA-binding transcription factor activity, RNA polymerase II-specific; zinc ion binding. Gene Ontology annotation, cellular component: nucleus. The transcript is spliced from 5 exons. The record is from RefSeq and is a predicted model, not a curated record.